Pistacia vera is the source of this 2515-nucleotide messenger RNA. RefSeq names its product synaptotagmin-3-like. NCBI's taxonomy places the organism in Eukaryota, Viridiplantae, Streptophyta, Magnoliopsida, Sapindales, Anacardiaceae. The coding region runs from base 922 to 2469 and encodes 515 amino acids. Gene Ontology annotation, cellular component: endoplasmic reticulum. The record is from RefSeq and is a predicted model, not a curated record. The transcript has 12 exons. Gene Ontology annotation, molecular function: lipid binding.
CAAAUACAGUCUAAUUUCACUCAUCAAAUGGAUUCGGUGUUGAAAUUUUAGUCAUUCCCUUGAAUGGAGAUCAAGUCUCCGUCCUCUGUUCUUAGUAAAUUGAAAAAAAAAAGACCUUUUUUUGAACCAUAGAGGGCUUAUUUAGAUAAAUACAAAAAAAAAAAAAAAAAGAAGAACUAGAUUUAUAUGGAAUGAAAGAUAGUGUAUAAAAGUUCACUUGAAAGGGAAUCCACAGGCACAUUUUUGCUGUUUGAAUUUUGAAGGAAGUAGAAGCAGUUGUUACAAUUUUUUUUCUUAAACAUAUUGAAUUUCUGGAAUGUUUACUUCAUUUUUGUUUGAUUGCAAUAUGCUCAGUAAAUUAAAGUCUGAAGUUUGUUCAUUAGUUUUUAAAAUCUGAGGUUUUAUGUUAUCAGCAAUGGAUCGGACUUCACUGCAAAUAUGUUUUUGUUUUAAGCUUGGAUUACUGAUGCAUUCAGGAUCCGUGGUUAGGCGACUUGUUGAGUUAGAUGUCAUUUCUUUGUAUAGCAUUAGCUUCACUUUGAAAUUUUCGGUUAUUUAACUUUGUCAGAUCCCCUAAAUACCUGCAUUUAGGUGAAUAUGACUGUCAAGUUGGUGGCUCUUUAUGGUCUGUCUUCUGAUAUAUUGUCUUUAAGCUGGUGUUUCUUAUGGUCUAAAUGCUCUGAAGUUUGAAGAAGAAUUUUUCUUUUCAUCUUUUUAACCAUUCUUGCUGUAAAAUGAAUGUAGGAUUUAGUAAUGUUUGAAUUUCUAUUAAAACAUAUACAUCCAAUUUCACUCAUGAAAUGGAGUCACUGGAGGCAUCUGAGUCAUUCCCUUGGAUGGAGAUAAACCUCUUUCAGCUUUGUAUCUUAGAAAUUGACAGAAAUUCUCCUUUUUGCACCAGAAUGGAUUUGUUUGGAUGAAAUGAAAGACAGGGAUCCAGAGGUUAAGCCCCUUGUUGAGUUGGAUAACAUUCCUUUGUAUGAACUGCUACCUGAUAUUCCAUUAUGGAUAAAGAGUCCUGAUUUUGAUCGAGUAGACUGGUUAAACAAGUUUCUCUUUGAUAUGUGGCCUUACCUUGAUAAGGCAAUUUGUUCUACAAUUAGAAACACGGCACAGCCAAUAUUUGCAGAGUACAUUGGGAAGUACAAGAUAGAAGCCAUUGAGUUUAGGAACUUAACUCUUGGAACUCUACCUCCAACCAUUCAUGGUAUCAGAGUCUAUGAGACCAAUGAAAAGGAGCUAGUAAUGGAACCAGCAAUGAGAUUGGCUGGCAAUCCCAACAUGGUUUUGGUGAUAAAAUUGUUGUCUUUCCAAAUUACAGUUCAGUUAGUGGAUUUGCAAAUAUUUGCGGCACCUCGGUUAACUUUGAAACCUCUUGUUCCUACCUUUCCGUGCUUUGGAAAAAUUGCAGUGUCUUUGAUGGAGAAGCCACACGUAGAUUUUGGAGUGAAAGUACUAGGAGGGGACAUCAUGUCAAUACCUGGCCUUUAUCAAUUCAUUCAGAAAUCUAUUCAGAAAUAUGUUGCAAGCCUCUACCUUUGGCCCCAAACACUUGACAUACCAAUUCUUGAUGAUUCAGCUAUGGCCAUAAAGAAGCCUGUGGGGAUACUACGUGUGAAGGUUGCGCGGGCUAUGAAACUCUUAAAGAAGGACUUUCUUGGAACGUCUGAUCCUUAUGUCAAACUCAGCCUAACUGGGGAGAGGCUACCAUCGAAGAAAACCACCAUCAAAAAGAGGAACUUAAAUCCUGAAUGGAACGAAAACUUCAAGCUUCUUGUGAAGGAACCCCAAUCUCAAGUCCUUCAAUUACAAGUAUUUGACUGGGACAAGGUUGGCAGACAUGACAGGUUGGGAAUGCAAUUGGUUCCCCUAAAAGUACUUACACCAAAUGAGACGAAAGAAUUUACUCUAGAUUUGCUCAAGCACACAAAUAUUACUGAUCCUAAAGACAAGAGUCAUAGAGGGCAAAUUGUAGUUGAGCUUACCUAUGUACCUUUUAGAGAAGACAGCUGCAAGUUCAGUACUGCGCUAUCAGAGAAAUAUAGCACAAUGGAUAGUGGAAUUAAUCAGUCGUUCAAUGUGAAUCAGGAGACCUUGGGCAGAGCAGGUUUACUUUCAGUUAUAGUCCAAGGAGCUGAAGACGUAGAAGGGGAGCGUCACAACAAUCCUUACACUUUAGUCCUUUUUAGAGGAGAAAAAAAGAAAACAAAGCUGAUAAAAAAAAAUCGUAACCCUCUAUGGAACGAAGAGUUCCAGUUUAUGCUUGAGGAUGCUCCUUUACAUGAGAAGAUCCAUAUUGAGGUUAUGAGUAAGCGGACAGGCUUUAGGUUUCGAGCACUGGAAUCACUGGGAUAUGUAGAAAUUAAUCUUACUGAUGUUGUGCACAAUGGACGCAUCAAUGAAAAAUACCAUCUAAUCAAUUCCAAGAAUGGCAUUAUACAUGUUGAGAUAAAGUGGACAACGAUAUGAGAAAAGAUAUGCAGAUAAAUGGGAUGUAACUACAAAUCUGAGGGGU